AUGGCGAAUAGUAAUCAACCUAUCUGGAAGGACUAUGAGCAUCGGAUGAUCCAUGAUUUUAUACGUUUUGACCCUACACCUGAACCGACCGACGACGCCUUUGAAUUCGGGGAGCAGGGUGAUCUCCAAGAUCGUCACGCAUCGAUUCCAGACCCAAACGACCACCCUGACCCUCUUCCAAUGCCCUUAACAGAUCGAUCAACACAUGCUAUAUCAGCAGCAUUUAUUGAGCAUGUGGCCUUGCUACCUGAGUAUCCACAAACGCAUAACGCUGGCUGCCCAACAGAGAAAAAACGAUAUAUAUGCUCUAGUAUUAAGCGCUGCGAGUUCCUUGACCUAGAGCUUGCUAGAAUGGGUCAUCUUUACGCGGAUGAGGCGCUUUUCACUAAGAUCGCUCAAGCUAGGCGACGGAUAGAGCACACCGAGGAUUUUGGGCUACUUCAGCGCGCAAGUACAGCUCUAUACUAUGCGAUCCAGGGGAAGUUUACUACAGAGAGAGCUUGUAAAGCGCAAACUGAAAGUUGUCGGCCUACCUUUGGCACGUACGACAAGCAGCAAUACGUCCGCGAAACCUACCACACUACCCAUGGGACAUAUAUCUUUUGUGCAUUCUAUGCACAGAUGGUAUUUCUCGCAUCUCUUGACGCUAUUGAAGUUGAUAUGUCUUACAAACGGGUGAAAGGGGUGAUGAACGAGGUCAUUUUUGCUACGAUGCUACUAGACUAUGGAAAGAUUAUGACACUAUUCCGUGUCUUCACGGACCAGGAAAACCCUACGGCAUAUAAGUUCAUCUUUCAACGAGUGUUUGAACUAGUGUCCCAGGCUAUUCAGAGACCCAUCAAGUUCUUUUCCAUUCAUGGUGAAGGUAUCAAGGCUAUAGAGAUUUCCUCUAAGACCAAGACCCCUACAGACGUCCUCGAAACUGGCAGCUAA
Molecule: messenger RNA, 933 nt
Organism: Penicillium cinerascens
Lineage: Eukaryota; Fungi; Ascomycota; Eurotiomycetes; Eurotiales; Aspergillaceae
Exons: 7
Coding region: 1-933 (310 amino acids)
Source: RefSeq, a predicted model, not a curated record